Molecule: messenger RNA, 1520 nt
Organism: Galendromus occidentalis (western predatory mite)
Lineage: Eukaryota; Metazoa; Arthropoda; Arachnida; Mesostigmata; Phytoseiidae
Gene: spict
Product: magnesium transporter spict
Exons: 3
Coding region: 14-1087 (357 amino acids)
Biological process (GO): magnesium ion transport
Cellular component (GO): membrane
Molecular function (GO): magnesium ion transmembrane transporter activity
Source: RefSeq, a predicted model, not a curated record
CGAUGCGGUCGUCAUGGAAGUUUCGAUGCUUUCGCACGCUUCAGCGAGCGAGGACGCUGAGACGCUUCCCGCACAACAUCAGAACUUCACGGUCGGCCUGGUGCUCGCCGUGAGCAGCAGUCUUUUUAUUGGAUCAUCUUUCAUCGUUAAGAAAAAAGGUCUCCUGAGACUCUCGAAAUUCGGGAGAACGCGAGCCGGAGCUGGCGGUUUUGGAUAUCUACGGGACUGGGUGUGGUGGGCGGGGCUGAUCCUUAUGGGCGUGGGUGAGGCAGCGAAUUUCGCGGCCUAUGCCUUCGCACCGGCGUCUCUAGUCACUCCGCUGGGUGCUUUGAGCGUUUUGGUGAGCGCCGUGCUCUCGACAUAUUAUCUCGAUGAGCGACUGAACCUCUUGGGAAAAGUCAGCUGCCUCCUCUGCGUUCUAGGAUCCACCGUGAUUGUUCUCCAUAGCCCACCGGAAGGCAACGUCAACUACGUACGAAUUUUAGGGAUGAUGCUCCUCGAACCACAGUUCGUCCUCUAUGUGAUAUUCGUAGUUGUUCUGUCGAGCGCGUUCAUUUGGAUCUAUGCGCCCCGCUACGGUAAAACGAACGUCAUUUUCUAUAUUCUGAUUUGUUCGCUGAUCGGCAGUCUCUCGGUUACGUCGUGUAAAGGUUUAGGCCUCGCUAUCAGGGAAACAUUGGCCGGGAACAACCAGAUGUUCCAUUGGGUGACGUGGGUUUGUCUCAUAUCUGUGACGCUUUGCGUCUCUGUACAGAUGAAUUAUCUCAACAAAGCGCUCGAUAUAUUUAAUACGUCAAUCGUCACCCCCAUAUAUUAUGUUUUUUUCACAACUUUUGUCCUAAUCGCUUCCGGAAUUUUAUUCAACGAGUUCACGAUGAUGCCCGCCAGAGAUAUCGUUGGUCUUUUAUCGGGGUUCCUCACCGUGAUAUGCGCAAUUUUCCUCCUGAACGCGUUCAAAGAUGUAGAUGUGACUUUGAAGAGCGUCCGGAAGUCAGCGAGUCAGCGUACGAGUUCCCGAGUGAAUAAUUCCGAGCUUGCGAAUGCGGACGACUAUCUAGUAUCUGUAGAAAACGUCUCUUUGAUUUGAGGGGCUUCCCACCUCACGUUGUUUCAAAAUCGCAAAAGUCCAUUCGGCCGGAGGCCGCCGCCAGGGGAAUCUCCUCGAUUAUACAAAUUAUUAUGAAUGCAGAGCCCCACCGAAUCAGCGAGUUUUCUAAUUCAGCCAUGCACCGAGCCCGCCAUCUUGGACUCCGGGAGAAUGAUCAGAUUGACAAAUGUCUAGUUUAGUGCCUGGAACAUUGGCGUCGAGAAAGCUUGGUGAGACCAAGGCUCAGAUUCUUCAAUUUUGAGAGUCAGACUCUCUCUCCGUAUGUUGGGAGUUGCACGAGAUACCGCAGGACCAGGGCCGUCUGGAACAAAAAGGGCAUCCUGCCUUCGCGGCAGUCACCGCUAGUCAUGUAAGGAUCUCUCGCUUGAGUUUCUACACCUGCCGAAGCUGCUGAAUAAAGUGUACAAAGCUG